Molecule: messenger RNA, 3769 nt
Organism: Lynx canadensis (Canada lynx)
Lineage: Eukaryota; Metazoa; Chordata; Mammalia; Carnivora; Felidae
Gene: IFT81
Product: intraflagellar transport 81
Exons: 20
Coding region: 268-2361 (697 amino acids)
Biological process (GO): intraciliary transport; cilium assembly
Cellular component (GO): intraciliary transport particle B; centrosome; cilium
Molecular function (GO): tubulin binding
Source: RefSeq, a predicted model, not a curated record
AGUCCUCGCCCUGGCUCAGGACCCGUGAACCCACUUUGCACGUGGGCCGGGCACGCCACUUUUCCCAGUCAGGGACCUGGGCCCCAGCGCGCGCCCCCGAGGGCCCCGCGGAAAUGCCCUGGCCCACCCGCCGGAAGUGACGUAACGCCACGUCCUAGCAACCGUUGCCAAGGAGCUCGUCUCUAGGAACCCACUAGAGCCUGGAUGCCUCCUGCGGGGGGGAAAAAAGUGGUUUCUUGACGAGAAUUUGAGUUAUAAGACCUAAUUAUGAGCGAUCAAAUCAAAUUCAUUGUGGACAAUCUCAAUAAGGAGCCUUUUAGGAAGAACUAUAAUUUAAUAACAUUUGAUUCCCUGGAGCCAAUGCAACUAUUGCAAAUUCUCAAUGAUGUUCUGGCUGAGAUUGACCCAAAGCAAGUUGUUGAUAUCAGAGAGGAGAUGCCAGAGCAUACAGCCAAAAGGAUGUUGAGCCUUCUUGGUAUCCUUAAAUACAAACCUCCAGGAAAUGCUACAGACAUGAGUACCUUUCGUCAGGGUCUGGUGAUUGGAAGUAAACCUGUAAUUUACCCAGUGCUCCACUGGCUUCUUCAGAGGACUAAUGAACUGAAGAAAAGAGCAUAUUUAGCUCGUUUUUUAAUAAAACUUGAGGUACCAAGUGAGUUUCUUCAGGACGAAACAGUGGCUGAUACCAAUAAACAGUAUGAAGAGCUGAUGGAAGCCUUUAAAACUUUGCAUAAAGAAUGUGAGCAACUCAAGACAUCUGGAUUUUCUACAGCAGAAAUAAGAAGGGAUAUCAGUGCAAUGGAGGAUGAAAAGGAUCAGCUCAUUAAGAGAGUUGAACGUUUGAAGAAAAGGGUGGAGACAGUUCAGAAUCAUCAACGGAUGCUUAAAAUAGCAAGGCAACUUCGAGUUGAAAAAGAGAGAGAAGAAUUUCUUGCACAACAGAAACAGGAACAAAAGAAUCAGCUAUUUCAUGCGGUGCAGAGACUGCAAAGAGUACAAAAUCAGCUGAAAAGUAUGCGCCACGCAGCAGCAGAUGCAAAGCCUGAAAGUUUAAUGAAGAGACUAGAGGAAGAGAUAAAGUUUAAUUCUUAUAUGGUAACUGAAAAAUUCCCUAAAGAAUUAGAGAGCAAGAAAAAAGAAUUGCAUUUUCUACAAAAAGUGGUUUCAGAGCCUGCCAUGGGCCAUUCUGAUCUUCUUGAACUAGAAUCUAACAUAAAUGAAAUAAACACACAGAUAAAUCAGCUGAUUGAAAAGAAAAUGAUGAGAAAUGAGCCAAUUGAAGGCAAACUCUCACUAUACAGGCAACAGGCAUCCAUCAUUUCUCGUAAAAAAGAAGGCAAAGCUGAGGAACUUCAGGAAGCGAAGGAGAAGUUAGCCAGCCUAGAGAGAGAGGUAUCAGUGAAGACAAAUCAGACCCGCGAAUUUGAUGGUACUGAAGUUUUGAAGGGAGAUGAGUUCAAACGAUAUGUCAGUAAACUUCGAAGCAAGAGUACAGUUUUCAAAAAGAAGCAUCAAAUAAUAGCUGAAUUUAAAGCUGAAUUCGGUCUCUUGCAGAGGACAGAAGAACUUCUUAAGCAACGGCAUGAAAAUAUUCAACAUCAACUGCGAACUAUUGAAGAGAAAAAGGGCAUAUCUGGAUAUAGUUACACUCAGGAAGAGCUGGAAAGGGUAUCUGCACUGAAGAGUGAAGUCGACGAAAUGAAAGGCCGAACACUAGAUGACAUGUCUGAAAUGGUAAAAAAACUGAAUUCACUGGUGUCUGAAAAGAAGUCAGCUCUAGCCCCAGUUAUAAAAGAACUACGACAGUUGCGUCAGAAAUGUCAAGAACUAACCCAGGAGUGUGAUGAAAAGAAAUCCCAGUAUGAUAGCUGUGCAGCAGGCCUCGAAAGCAAUCGGUCCAAAUUAGAACAGGAAGUCAGAGGACUCCGUGAAGAAUGUCUUCAGGAAGAAAGUAGAUACCAUUACACAAAUUGUAUGAUUAAGAACCUAGAAGUACAACUUCGUCGUGCUACUGAUGAGAUGAAGGCUUAUGUUUCUUCUGAUCAACAAGAAAAAAGAAAGGCAAUUAGGGAGCAGUAUACAAAAAAUAUUGCUGAACAGGAAAACCUUGGAAAGAAACUCCGAGAAAAACAAAAAGCUGUACGAGAAAGUCAUGGUCCAAAUAUGAAACAAGCGAAAAUGUGGCGUGAUUUUGAACAAUUGAUGGAAUGUAAGAAACAGUGCUUUCUGAAACAACAAAGCCAAACUUCCAUUGGUCAGGUCCAGGGAGUGUACCAGAAUGGUCUGAGAGCAUUGUUCAAAGGCUUGUGGAACUCAAACCGGAUCUUAAGAAAUUACAAAAUGCUUCACUUUCCUCUUUAGAUUAAUACUUUCUAUCAUUUUGCUUUAUUUAUUUCCAUGGGCAGCAAUAAUAAAAGAAGCCAUUUCAUUAAACUAUCAAAUCCAAAUGUAUUAUUCUGCCUUAUUAGUUUAUAUAACAUAUAUAAAUUUUCUGGAAGAUUUUAAGCUCUGGUCAUUUUCCAAGUAUGAUUAUUCCUUAAGGUUUUAGGCUAACAUGAUGCAGAGCACUUUUGGUAAUUGGAGUAAAAUAAAAGCCCAAAUAUGUUGCUCCAACUAAAAAUGUAUAAAUUUGCUGAAUUCUCCUGAAUUGAAUCUGAAAAUACGCAGUAAUGGAUAACUUGCCAAAGCUGCCUUUACAAAGGCAAAAUCAAGUUUGGGUUGAAAAUGACUUCGUAUGGAGAUGUGUGUCUUCUAGAAACCUCUGUGUCAUAUGCAGGCAUUUUCCCUAAAUUAGUGACUAAUGAGCAUGAAUCAAAGACUUGUUUCUACAAAUGGUUCUAGGCGCUUACAUCAUUCCCCUUGUUUGGCACAAAGGAGUGUUUAGCCCUAGGGAGUGGGUAAGUAAGCAGCCUGAUGAUUAACUUUCAUUAAACUUGGUUAUUUCAAUAACUUACCCAUUGUCGUAGUGAAGGUAAGAUCUAGAUUAUGUAUACAACGAAUCCUUCUUUUUUAAACAAUCUGUGGCAGCCAGGAGAUUUUUUUUAAAGGCACUUUGAUUAAAUUUGUAAUUGUUUCUCCAGCCAGGAGGAGUCACUGGCUUCGCUCCUCCUCCCUUUCCUUUUAAUGAGAGCAGCUUAAUUAGAGCUGUUUAGUAUAUGGCAGCCAGGCAUGAGGUGAACACUUUGUCUGGGACGGAUAGAGAGGGAUCUUUCAAAGUUAUCUGUGUAUUUUCAAUCUUUGUCCCAUCUUGAGACAAUAUUAAGAAGAGAAAGUUGUCUAUAACAAUCAUUUAGUCCCAUCCCAUCCUUACAAAAGAAAUAAAAACCUAAAACACAGAAUCCAAACAAGUGUUUUGUGAAAGACUUGGACAAACGUGCUUUCUGCUCCUAUGCUCCCUCUUUUGGCAAAAACUGGAAGUACUUUCUCGGCAAACACGGAUAAUUUCACAAUUUCCUCUCUAGAAUUGCUGAGCGACUUGAGUCACCAAACUUGGUUUACUGCUAUGGAAAUUCACUAUUCAGAAUUCAGGAGGAGAUUAAAGAUUUCUGCUUUUCAGUGAAAGUAGUAGUUUCCACCUCGGUUCAGAGUGUAACAGCAGGUUCCCUGCAGGGCUGCCGCUUGACCCUGCACGUGGCACACAGCCAUAGAACUUUGGAGCUUGAAAAGAACCUCAGAAUGAGUCGUGCAAUCAUUUAUUAAACCGGGACCUUCGAGAGCUCUCUCUCAGUACCGCGGCUAUUGCAGCAGACCACUUUCCAGCCACAGUAGA